This is a messenger RNA of Zea mays, 1823 nucleotides long. RefSeq names its product plasmodesmata-located protein 8. NCBI's taxonomy places the organism in Eukaryota, Viridiplantae, Streptophyta, Magnoliopsida, Poales, Poaceae. The record is from RefSeq and is a predicted model, not a curated record. Bases 612 to 1445 code for a protein of 277 amino acids. Gene Ontology annotation, cellular component: plasmodesma. The transcript is spliced from 3 exons.
GCCGCCGUACGUAGAGCAGACGAGUCCAACGGGUCCGCCCGCGCUGGCCUGCCGUGCAUGAAAGGCGAGCGGAUAAACUGACCGCCGGCGUGCCCCGAGCCACAUGCUGACGGCGAUGGAAUCGCAAGCGUCCUCGCCAGGUAACGGGCGCGGGCGACGUCGUGUCCACUGUGCCACUGCCGCGACGUGAGCCGUGGGCCCGUGGGAGUGUCGGACACAUCCGCGCCGUGCUGAACUUCAACGCACACGGACGCGAACUCGUCGACACGGCAGCGAUCGUCGCUGACGCUGGCUCAUAUCAAAGUUGACAUUGCCAUUGCUGCCCAUCCCAAAAAGGAAUUGCUUUUGGUCGUGAUGCCGCACAACACAACUGCACAAGAAUCUCUGAUGCGAGUAGCACAGCACCAAGCGUCCUUAAGAUCGAUCGAUCGAUCGAUCGAUCUGUAUCCAAAGCAAUGAAGCAUGCAACCGCGGUUCAGAAGCUUCCAGAGAGCUAAGUUAAGCCCGUAUAAAGCGAAUCAAAAUCGCCGCCCAGUUUGCAUGUCCUAGCUACUAGCCUAGCAGCUAGCACUGUUGUGUCUAAGCUCAAGCACAGUCUCAAGGCUCCAACUAUGCACCUGCUCAUCAGCGGCCUCGUCGCGGCCGCACUCUUCCUCCACGUCGACGCCGCGCGGGGCACGUUCGUGUACGCAGGGUGCUCGCCGUCCAGGUACGCGCCCAACACGGCCUUCGAGAGCAACCUCAACUCCCUCCUGUCCUCCAUGGCUCCCACCGCGUCCUCCGGCGCCACCUACAGCACCUUCACCGCCCCUGGCGCCGGCCUGGCGGAGGCCGAGUCCCCCGCCGCCUACGGCCUGUACCAGUGCCGCGGCGGCCUGCGCCCCGGCGAGUGCGUGGCGUGCGUGCGCGACACGGUGGCGCGGAUCGGCGCGGUGUGCGCCGGCGCGGCCGCGGCGUCGCUGCAGUCGGACGGGUGCUACGUGCGCUACGGCGGCGCCUCCGCGGCGUACCACAGCUGCGGCGCCGGCACCAGCGGGGACCCCUGGUUCCUGAGGUCCCGCGACGCCGUCCUGUCGGAGCUGCAGGGCGUGGACGCCACCGCGGCCUCGGGCUCGGGCUCGGGCGGGUACAAGGUGAGCGCCUCGGGCCCCGUGCGGGGCGCCGCGCAGUGCCUCGGCGGCAUCGCGGCGGGCGACUGCGCCGCGUGCCUGGCGCAGGCGGCGGCGCAGCUCCGCGGCACGUGCGGCGCCGCGCUCGCCGCCGACGUGUACCUGGUGCAGUGCUCCGUGAGGUACUGGACCGACGGCGCCAACCAGCUCCGGUCGUCGCAAGAUAAUCCGGAGGAUGACGCUGGGAGGACACUGGCAAUAGCAAUUGGUAUCUCGGCCGGGGUAGCAGCACUCGUAGUGUUCAUCUCUUUCCUCAGAAAAGCAUGCUCAAGCUAGCUACCCCCACAAGGCAGAGAUGAAGAAGGGCUCGCACCGACCGCGCGCAGCAGUCGCUAACAAUUUUUAUCGUCUUCGUGAAAAGCACGACGGCCGUCGAGCUCGUACCGUAACUACAGCUAUCGUCACAUUGAUUUUGCCGGGGAUAGAGAAUUAGAGAUUCACUACCUGCUUGGGCUCUUUAAGCUGUCCGAGCAGCGGUGUCUGUUUAUCAGUCUUUUAAACUUAUAGUGUUGUGCCGUCUUAGUUCCUAAACUCUUAGGUCCCGUUUUUUUCUUUUCAUUUUGAGGAAUUGAAAUCUUACUAGUGGAAUAGGCUAUUUUUUUAGAAUGUGGCAUUCCACCACUUUCCAAAGUUAUCAUAUAAGUUUAUCUCAAA